Molecule: messenger RNA, 1286 nt
Organism: Oncorhynchus gorbuscha (pink salmon)
Lineage: Eukaryota; Metazoa; Chordata; Actinopteri; Salmoniformes; Salmonidae
Product: polycystin-1-like
Exons: 7
Coding region: 84-1286 (400 amino acids)
Source: RefSeq, a predicted model, not a curated record
CAGGCCUCGACCUGCAGCUGCAGCUCACGAUCCUUCUGUUCUCCCUCGUGGUGUAUUUCUGUGUAUGUGCGGUCCUGGGCCUGAUGAGAGAGGGCUGGGUAUACCUCCUGUGCCCGUGGCGGUUGCUGGGCGCGUGCAGCCUGGCGCUGGCAGCGUGUGUGUGUGGCCUCCACAUCAGCCGAUGUGCCGCCGCCGGGCGCCUGUGGGCGUCGUACCUACGUCAACGAGACGGGUACACUGACUUCUACCCGCUGGCACGGCAGAGCCAAGCUUACACCAUGCUGUCCGCCAUGCUCCUGUUCAUACUGGUGUUGAAGGCGUCCCACCAGUUGCGUUUCCUGAGGGAGUGGGCAGUGUUUGGAAGGGCUCUGAGACGCUCUGUCUGGGAACUGAUAGGAACAGGUCUGGUCCUGCUGGUCCUGCUGCUGGCCUACUCACACACAGGACACCUGCUCUUCCACUCUGUGAUGGACGGAUAUGGCAGCGUGAGCUCCGCCUGCCUGUCGUUGCUUGGCGCCGGCGGGCGUGGCCUGUUGUCCUUGCGACCAUCGUCAACAACAACCGGCCCCUCUAGCUCCGCCUCCAGCCUGGUGUUCCACGCGAGCUUUGCCGUGCUGCGGCUGGCGUUGCUAUGGCUGGUGACCUCUGCGUUGUUAAGGAACUAUCGCCGGGCGCGGGCGGAGUUGUACCGCCCGGUGGUGGACCUACAGGACUAUGAGAUGGUGGAGCUGUUUCUACGGCGACUGAAGAUGUGGAUGGGCCUCAGCCGCACCAAGGAGUUUCGUCACAAGGUGCGUUUUGAGGGCAUGGAGCCCCCCUCUCGCUCCUCCUCCACCAGUGACUGUCAGUCCCUGUGCCUGCCCCCUCUGGACGGCUCCGAGUCGCCCCCAGCCCUGCCUGACAGAGGCCCCCGGGAUGGGGCUAAGCCUGGGUCCCGGGGAUUGGGACCAGGUGCGUUGGCGGGUGGAACAGCCUGGCGAGAAAGGGCGGAGACUGAGGCGACUCUGAAGAGGCUUCUCCCCACACUGGACGCUUUGCUGCAGCAGCUGGACCGGGUCACCGUGGCGACCGAGGAGCUGUACCGCACCGAGUGUGUCCUGGAGCGUGCCCAGAGGAAAGGAGGACGUGGGACCCCCUACGGAGAGAGAGACCCUGCCCCCUCCAGCCUCUUCAACCACCCGGCCCACACCACCACCAUUCCCACACGCAAACGCAAGCCCCCGCCGCUCAAGAACAAGGUGCACCCCAACCCAGACAGGCAUGUGUCCGGACACCCCAAACCCUGA